UUUGCAUUAUCGCGCGUUGUUGUUGCGAAAUAUCUCAAUUUUAUUAAACAAUUUAAAAAAAAACUGGUUAAAAUGACUACUGAAUCGAAUAUUGAUGGUAAUGAUGUAUUGCGUAUAAUGAUAUCAACUGAUAAUCAUUUAGGCUAUGGAGAAAAGGAUGCCGUGAGAGGAGAAGACAGUUUUCUCGCUUUUGAAGAAAUGUUGGAGUUAGCCGUCCGCGAGGACGUGGAUUUUAUUUUGCUGGGAGGUGAUUUAUUUCAUGAUGCAGUGCCCAGUCAAAAUGCAUUGCACAAAUGUAUGAAACUCUUAAGGAUGUAUACGUUUGGUGACCGACCAAUUACCGUGGAGUUUUUAAGUGAUGGGAGUCAAAAUUUCCAUAAUGCCGUUAACGAAACGGUCAAUUAUGAAGACCCGAACUUAAAUAUUUCUAUACCUGUAUACUCUAUACAUGGAAAUCAUGAUGAUCCUAGUGUUUUUGGUGGCCUAAGUUCGUUAGAUUUACUAUCGACCACGGGCUUGGUGAACUAUUUUGGCCGUUGGACGGAUUUAACAAGAAUUGAUGUUGCUCCAGUUCUAUUAAAGAAGGGAGACACUAAAUUGGCCCUCUAUGGUCUAAGCCAUAUACAAGAUAUGCGUUUGGCGCGUCUUUUCGAAAGCCGCAAAGUCCAUAUGCAAGUUCCAGAGGGUGGUGAAGGUGAAUGGUUUCAUUUAAUGGUUUUACAUCAGAAUCGUGCAGACCGUGGUCCUAAAAACUACUUGCCCGAAGAAGCCCUGCCAGAUUUCCUCAAUUUAGUAAUCUGGGGUCAUGAACAUGACUGUCGCAUAGAGCCGGAGCAUAAUGUCAAACGUGAUUUCUAUGUUUGUCAACCGGGUUCGACCGUGCCCACUUCUUUGGCUGAGGGUGAAUCUUUGCGCAAACAUGUGGCAGUUUUGGAAAUAUAUAAAGACAAGUUUCAAAUGAAACCCAUACCACUUAAAACGGUACGACCUUUUGUAUUUGAAUCUGUCAAUAUAAUGGAUUUGGCUGCAGAGCUCCGAUUAGAUGAGGGUGAUGCAUCCAACAAGGUUCGGGCUAUGGCUCAGGAGAAAGUGGAGGCCAUGUUGGAAAGAGCUAAGGAUUUACUAACAGGUCAUCCAAAGCAACCGACGCUGCCCUCAAUUCGAUUGCGUUUAGUAUUCACGGACGAAGAACAAAUGUUCAAUGGAAUACGUUUGGGGCAAAUGUUUAAUGAACGCGUUGCCAAUCCUGGCGAUAUGAUACUUUUUAAGAAAUUAAUAAAGAAGGAGAAAAAAGAAAAAUCAAAUUUUGAUAAAGAGGAAAUGAAAAAUCAAUUUAAGAAAAUGGCAAGAGAAUCGGCUGCUCGUGUAGAGGAUUUGGUGGAGCGUUAUUUCAAUGAGGUAGAUGAUAGCAAGGCUCUCAAAGUUCUAUCCACAAAAGCAUUAACCGAAAUCUGUCAUCAAUUGGUUGAUCGUAGAGACAAUAAUGCUGCCGACAAUUUAAUCAGGUCAUAUAAAGUAAAAGCUGUUGAGUAUUUAAUGGAUAAAAUGCCGGCAGAAGAUGAGCUGGACUCGCAAUUGACACAAUUUAAAUUAAAUGUAACAUCUGAUGACAUUUUAGAAAUGUUAAGUACUACGCAUAUAAAUACUGCUACUAAGACAUCCUCCAUUAUUUCGGGUAAUUCCAAUUAUAACAAUGAUGAUGAUGAAAGCUCCGAUGAAGAUGAUGAGGAAAUCCCUGUUAAACAGACUCGUUCAUCGGCAUCUGCUGCUACCUCUAGAGGUGGUCGUGCCAGAGGAAGGGGAGCUAGAGCUGCACCCCCUAAAACUACAGCUUCGAAUAAUGCGAAUACAUCGCGAUCUCCAGCUGGACGAUCUAAUAAUAAACAUAUUAUGCCGGCGUUGGAAACUUCACGCGCCACACGCUCUUCUCCCCGUAAGCAGGCAACAUUAUUCAAUAUGGUGGGUUCCAGAUCUAAGCAAAAAAUUUAUGAAGUUUCUGAUUCCGAUUCUGAUUAAAUUUGUCUAUCAGAUUGCAUAUGUUUGAUUCAUACUUAUAAGAACUAUUUUUUACACGAAAUAAAAAAGUAUUCCAACGAGAUUUUUUUCUCGAAUUUUAACAUAUACAUUUUUAAAAUUAACGCUAAUUAUUGAGUACAUUUCCAGUUGAUUGAAUACGAAGUAUUGUUCCAAUAAACCAAAUUAUAAUAUAACAAUAUCAUCUAAGUGAUAUAAACUAUAAUAUAUGAUAUCGGAAUUCUCGUAUCAUAAACGAUAGAAUUUACGAACUAAAUUGCACCUUAUGAUUUCGUUUUUCCAUGAAAUUAUGAUAUUGUAUUCAUAAUUAAACAAAUUUUGGUAAAAUCGCCAUGCUACAGAUUUUAUUCUGAAUGCUAAUUAAAUUUUUUUCUGUUUUACUACAAAACCUGAAAAGAAAAUAUAACAAAUCUCAUUCAUAUCACAUGUGCAUAUUUUGUUGCAAAUAUUUGAAAGCUUUAAAACAUGAAAAAAGGUUAGCUAGUUUAUUACCCACAAUUUAAAUGAUUUAAUAUUCAUUUAGUUUUCAUUUUUCGUAUGAUUGAAAAUUUUUAAUUUAAAUUAUUUUUCUGUUUGUAAUUUUUUUGUGGUUUAUUUAUUUUAUUAGAAGCAAAACGUUUGAAAACGAUAUUAUGAUAAUAUGGUUUCUAUAAUAAAAUAUGAUGUUAUACAUACAUAGCUAUCAUAUCGUUCUCUGGUUUAUUGGAAUUCUUCUACAAUUUUGUUUUUUUUUUUCCAAAUUUUUCUUUAAAAAUAAUUUAGUUAUACAACAGUACUCCUCUUUUAAAUUUAAUAAUUAUAUAAGGUUUGUGGUAUUUACUAUGUAAUAUGUUUAUGAAAAUAUUUUUUUUUUAAAUUGGAAUUCUAACAUAUGUAGCAAGCAACAUUUAAAUACUUUGAUUUAAUUUAAUUAAAAAUUCAAUAAAACUCUCAAAUUAAAGGUAAAUAAGAUAAA
Calliphora vicina (urban bluebottle blowfly) is the source of this 2989-nucleotide messenger RNA. It is a transcript of the gene mre11, whose product is annotated as double strand break repair nuclease mre11. Lineage: Eukaryota; Metazoa; Arthropoda; Insecta; Diptera; Calliphoridae. The coding region runs from base 73 to 2016 and encodes 647 amino acids. The record is from RefSeq and is a predicted model, not a curated record. Gene Ontology annotation, cellular component: nucleus; Mre11 complex; site of double-strand break. Gene Ontology annotation, molecular function: 3'-5'-DNA exonuclease activity; single-stranded DNA endonuclease activity; manganese ion binding. Gene Ontology annotation, biological process: meiotic DNA double-strand break formation; mitotic G2 DNA damage checkpoint signaling; double-strand break repair via nonhomologous end joining. The transcript has 6 exons.